Molecule: messenger RNA, 2617 nt
Organism: Corythoichthys intestinalis (scribbled pipefish)
Lineage: Eukaryota; Metazoa; Chordata; Actinopteri; Syngnathiformes; Syngnathidae
Product: SH3 domain-binding protein 5-like
Exons: 9
Coding region: 879-2213 (444 amino acids)
Biological process (GO): intracellular signal transduction; negative regulation of protein tyrosine kinase activity
Cellular component (GO): cytoplasm
Molecular function (GO): protein kinase inhibitor activity
Source: RefSeq, a predicted model, not a curated record
AUUUCAACACAUACAUUUUAAUUUUAAAAAAUUUGAUUUUAGCUAUACUUUUUGUGUUUUGGCCUUAUAAUGGGUAGGACAUUUGUGUCUAAAUCAUUCAGUCCCCCAAAAAGUUGCUUCAGUCAUGAAAAAAUAUUUUCAAUCAAAGAAAAAAAUCAUUUGAAAAAUUGCCCUCUCCUAUUUUUUUUAUUUUUUGAAAAUAAUAUGCAGAGCAAAUGACCGUCUAAGGUGCUAGUCAUACGAUCUGUUCGAAAAAUAAUUUUUACCCACUAUAAAAUUAUCUUUUUUUUUUUUUUCAUUUCAUUCAUUUUUGUUUUGUGUUUUCUUGCUUUACAACUUUUAUAUCCAUAUAACAAAGUCAAUUACAUGCAAUGACACUUUUGGCCACCGGGGGGUUAAACUCCGCUUAUGCUUUUAUAUCUUUUAUGUUUCAAUUUUAUGACACCUGCCAUAGUUCUCAUUAUUAUUUACUUUUUCGACGGUAUUUCAUUACCCGAAUAAUUCUUUUAUUCGUACGUGCACUUUCGUACGUCCCUUUGUUUUGUUUUGUUGCAUUGAAAUAAAUAAAAUGGCUAGACUGUAUGCAAAUGAGAAGACCUUACCGGAAGUUUUCACAAGGUUGUGCCCCGGCAUUGCGCUAAUGAGCUGUCAAUCAGCGAGUACCGGAAAAGGCGGGUCUACCAUAACAAGACUAGAGGAGUCAGUCUUUCAGUCAUUCACUCGAGAAGAAGAGUGGAGAGGAAGGAGGUAGUUCACUCGGGCUUUUUUUCGGUUCCAAAAGAAGACACCAAUUCAGCAACCGAGCGGAAUUCGCUUUCUCUUGUCGGCUCCUUAAGUGUUUCUCCGCUGUCGGCUUGCUCUUUGUCGGGUCUCGAACAAUGGACCCUCAUCGCUGUGACGACGAGACGGACUACGAGGAUGAAGAAGUAGACCCUCGCAUCCAGGGCGAGCUGGAGCGACUCAACCAAUCGUCCGACGACAUCAACCGAUGCGAGAUGGAGCUGGAGGACGCCAGGCAAAAAUUCCGCUCUGUUUUGGUUGACGCCACCGUCAAGCUCGACGAGCUGCUCGACAAAAUCGGGAAACCCGUCGACGAGUCCAAACCGUACUGGGACGCUCGACGUCUAACCCGACAGGCCCAGCUGGAAGCCCAGAAGGCCACGCAGGACUUUCACAGAGCUUCCGAAGUCCUCCGCGCCGCCAAGGAGACCAUCUCGCUGGCCGAGCAGCGCCUCCUGGAGGAGGACCGACGCCAUUUCGACUCAGCCUGGCAGGAGAUGCUCAACCACGCCACGCAGCGGGUGUUGGAGGCGGAGCAAGAGAAGGCCAGAAGCGAGGCGGCACACAAGGAGACGGCGGAAAAGCACGCGGCGGCUAUCGGGCGCAUGAAGCAGCUGGAGAAGAAACUCAAACGCACUAUCGGGAAGUCCAAACCCUACUUUGAAAUGAAAGCCAAGUUCUACCUGCAGCUCGAGACCCUGAAGGCGACGGUGGACGAGCGGCAGGCUAAGCUAUCCCGAGCCAAAGCCGAGUACAAGGCGGCCCUGGGGAACUUGGAAGCCAUCUCGGACGAGAUCCACCAGCGCCGUCGCAACUCCGUCAUGGGUCCGCGCGAGCGCGGCGUCGGCUCGGACGGCGACCCGUCGUCGGACGGCGUUUCCAUGAUGUCAAUGUGCUCGGAUGACGAAGCCGGCGGCGUCGCCGCCUCCGAGGAAGACUCGGAGACGCGUUCCACGUCCAGUUUGGGUUCCCCCCCGGACAGCCCUAAGGAGGCGGCGUCUCCGUGCUCCUUCGCCACUUCUUGUCCGUCGCCGACGCCCUCCCGCUCUUCUUCCACCUCCUCGCCUUCGUCCGGGCCGCCCUCCAGGCCGCGCAGCUUGGACCUGCCCAACUCGGUCUCCCUGUCGGACUUCGGCCUCAUCUCGCCCGUGCUCGGCCCUCGGAGCGACUGCAGCGGGGCCUCGUCGCCCGAGUGCGACGUAGAAAGAGGCGAGCGAGCCGAAGGCGCCGAGGUGACGCUGGACAACGGGCCGGCCGUGGUCAGCAACCGGAGCACCGACAACCGCAACAAUAACAACAACGGCGCGGCCAAGAGGAGGAGGAGCUUCAACUUGGAAGCUCGGUUCAGCUUCCUCAAUCUGCGACGCCAACGCAGCGACGCCAAAAACACGGACAACUUUGCGCAAAAGGCCGUCGUGGUUAAAGGACUGUGAAGGACCCAUGAGAAGUUCUAGCAUAGACUGAUGAUGACUUUUUUUAUUUGUAUUCAAUGUCACGUUUAACUUUUUGUCCUUGUUGAUGUCUUCCAUUUUGAUGGAAGCGGUGAAUAUGUUAUGAAGCGGGAUUGUUAAAUAAAGAAAAUGUUGCACUGUUUCCACUUGCCUUCAGUUGUUUUAACCCAUUCAGUGACAAUAAUCACCACAUUGAACAGCUAUGCAAAAGUUCAUGCUUAACCUGACCUAACCCUUUAUAUGGCAAGGAACUAUCUUUGGUUGAAAAAAAAAAUUCAAUUAUCUUCGGAAGCGCUUAUCCUCACGAGGGUCGCAGCAGUGCUGGAAACAUAAUUUACCGUAUUGGCCCGAAUAUAAGUGUGUUUUUUGCUUUGAAAUAAGACUGA